Molecule: messenger RNA, 1029 nt
Organism: Exophiala aquamarina CBS 119918
Lineage: Eukaryota; Fungi; Ascomycota; Eurotiomycetes; Chaetothyriales; Herpotrichiellaceae
Exons: 2
Coding region: 1-1029 (342 amino acids)
Source: RefSeq, a predicted model, not a curated record
AUGAGUUCUGCUUCGCUGCCUCCCAACGAGGACUCCAAUGGCCACUAUUUCUGUCGAACGCAAAUCUGGACGAAGCCUUCGGCGCCGCCGCCGCAUACCACAGUUGACGGCCAGGCGGCCAUCAUCACCGGCAGCAACACAGGGAUUGGCCUGGAAGCGGCCAACGUUCUGCUCGGACUGAAACUCUCGCAUCUCAUCCUCGGCGUUCGCAGCGUGAGCAAAGGAAACACUGCCGCUGACGCGCUUCGCAAAGCAUAUCCUCAUGCCAAGAUAGAGGUGUGGCAGCUGGACAUGGCCUCGUACGAUUCAAUCCAGACGUUUGUUCGGCGAUGCCACUCCCUGGACAGACUCGAUAUAGCUAUCAUGAAUGCGGCCUUUUCCGUUCUCGAAUUUGGCACCAACACCACGACAGGCCAUGAGCAGAUGUUCCAGGUGAACUACCUAUCGACUGCUCUGCUUUCCAUCCUGCUCCUCCCCAUUCUGAAGAACAAAAGCCCUCCUCAGACUCCUGGCCGAUUGACCCUCGUAUCCUCUACCCUGGCACUGAGGGCGAACUUCCCGAACCACAGUGCCGUACCCUUGACCCCGUCUUUCGACGAUCCCCAGGUAUUCGUUGGUGCCGGAACGAACAAUGCAUAUUCUCUAUCCAAGACUCUGGUUCUGAUACUCAUGGUCAAGCUCUCCAGGCUCGUCAACGCCGAUGAUGUGGUUGUCAACGCAGUGGGCCCGGCACUCACGGGAGGCAGUUCACAACUGGACCGCCAUUACUCUCGACUCAUGAAGCUGGGUUUGGCAGCACUCAAGGCUGUGGCUGCCCAUUCGCCGCGGCAGGCUGCCUGGCUCUAUGUCGACGGAUCAGUCACCAAAGGCAAGGAAAGUCACGGGAGCUUCAUCAUAAAUAACGAAUACUACCCUUUCCAUGCCAUCAUGUACACAGCCGAAGGAAAGGUGGCCAUGGAUCGGCUCUGGAACGAGACACUGGAGGAGCUCGACUUUGCCCAUGUUAAAGACAUUCUCGCACAAAUGUGA